GACGUCUGAAAUGCGAGCAACCUCUACUUCCACAACACAGCCUGUCCGCUCACGUCCUCCUGCGAACAUGCAGAGGUUCAAUACUAUCAAGACGCAAUGUGAUAUUGACAUGUCAUAGCAGGCAAGCUGAGGGCUGAAACCAUAUCUUGGUCAGCUGAGAAGGAGCACAGAUGUCAAAGUAUGCUCAACAAAGCGGACUGAACCACACAAUAAUUUCAAUAUUUCCGUGGUUCUGAUUUCCCAUGUGUUCCCAUUCACCGUGUUUAGAUCGACAACGUCACAACGGUAACCCAUACUUCUCGAUAUUGUCUUGUUUAUUUGCUACAGGUCAACCGUUACAGCUGUAGCGGCUGUAACAGCUCUUCCUUUAGGCACUUUUGGGUCUGGUCGCCUUUCAAGUUCCGCCGGCGCAUGGGUUGACUACGUUCGGGGCACGUCACACAACAAAGUCAUGGAGCCCGACGCUACCAGGUUGGGGGGCGUUGUUGACGAGAGCCGAUCUAACAGUUCAACACCUCCUCUGCGCAUGAAUGAACAAACUCAUGCCACGACUGACAUUUUUGACAAACACCGUCGCCUUGUCGACUGGGUCCUUGCCAAUGAUGGGUACUUUCACCCCCAUGCUCAGAUUGCUUUCAGCGGGCGGAAGGGCUUUCAUGCUGUUGUUGCUGAUGGUCAGAGGCUAUUCAGCGGCGCUCGCAUUGCCAGUUGUCCUGUGCCAAUAACCAUAUCCCUUUUGAAUGCUCUGGAUAUUGACCCAUUCUCGAGUCAUGGCUCUGCUUUUCCAAAAUCGUUUCUGCGGAAUCAAGUGUACAAGACAGAGUCUUUGCAAGCUUUCUUCCUGAUGGAGCAGCUUGUCAUUGGAGAGGAUUCAUGGUGGGCGCCAUACAUUGCCACAUUACCCACUGUUCAAGACAUAACAGAUAUGCAGUUCGAGGUGGAAGCGGACGUUGUCUGGUUGGAGGGCACUAAUCUCAAAGGAGGUAUCUCAGCGCAAAGCGCGAAAUGGAAGGAGAUGUAUCUGCAAGGCAUGGGCCAACUGAAGCAAGCACAGUGGCCCAACGCGCUGAACGGAUCUUAUACGUGGGUCAAGUUUCGCUGGGCCGCCUCGAUAUUCGGUAGUCGUUCAUUCACUUCACAAGUCCUUGAUGACACUCCUCCGGCGGAUCUGGCUCGGUUACGAUACCGUUCAUCGGAUGACGACUCUGGCGAUCUCGUGAAAUUGUUCUCCGACAGGUUCGGAGUGCUUCUUCCACUGUUAGAUCUGCUGAAUCACAAGCCUGGGGCAAAAGUCGAAUGGCAAGCCCGAUACAGCUUCGUCGGUCUUCAGAUCUUAGAGAACUAUCAGUCUGGUCAGGAGCUCUGCAACAACUACGGUCCUCGCGACAACGAAGGUCUUCUUCUGGCAUAUGGUUUCACAAUCCCUAAUAACCCAUUCGAUCAUCUGGUAAUAAGCAUCAAGCCUCCUCCUGGUUCUCCACUAGCGACAACUCGAAGAUGGAAACAAGAUCUGCGGUCCGAUUUGGAAAGAAGAUGCUUCAUCUUCGACCAUCGUCAUCCUCAAUCAAAAACGGCAACUACGUUAGAGACAUCAUUGUUCUCUUUCGAUCUACUGGACAGCAUAUCAGUUCUCUGCGCCAAUGAACGCGAACUGCAGACAAUGUUUUCCAGACAGCAGACGAUCAUGAGUUACUGUUUAGGCCCAGAGUCUAAGUUCGAAGAUGGUCGACUCAUUCUGGCAACACUCAGCCAAUUGUUGACCGAAUGCUCCAACAGAGCGGCCAGACUGAGGGCAACAGAUCCGGCACAAUCUCAUCCCCCUGUCACCCCAGCAAACCCGAAACAGCGCAAUGCGAAGGUGUACCGGGACAGUCAGCUCAGUAUCGUGGAGACGGCUGUAGCUGUGUGCAAAUAUGUGUUGAGUUUUGCCACAAGCGAGAGCACACACGAGGCCGUUCUUGACCGGUUACGUCCCACACUCUCCACCUCCGUCUUUGACGGCUUGGAGCAACUACUUGCGCGGCACUCAAAGCAAUUGACUCACCAAUCCGAGCUCCUGAACCCCCUGGCCAUCAUGGAGAUGCUCCCUGAUGACCUUUCGACAUCAUUGCAGAAAUGCAUAUCUGAGCUCGAGACCAACAUGAACAUUGUCAAUGAAGGCGGAUUGUCAGCAGCAAAUUUUGAAAAGAGCCGGAUCGCCAUUAUUCUUGCAGUAUUGUACAGUGACUACACGCAUGGUGUAAAACUACCGCACAGAAUCACUCAGUGGCUCAAACAAUUAGCUGACUGGUAUCCGCAUGACAGCGACUCCUGGGCGUAUGUCCCCACGCCGGGGCCAUGGGCCCCGGGAGAAGAACCUCCAGCUGAGUUGAUGAUGCUCCUUGCAGCAAGGGCAGCCCUCUCUCCGACAUUCCCAGCAGAAUCCAAAGUCAAACGAUGGUUGAGGCCGGAAAGACUGUGCUGGGGUUGGAAUAUCAUGGAGGAAGAGACGGUACGGAUUCCCAGUAGCAUUCUGGCGCACAAGGGUCUCUCGGACGAUGUGGUGCAGGGGGACAGCUCGAUUGUAUUAUAUUGGCAGAGAUACUAGGCAUAUGAUAACCCCUAACAAGGUCUCGGCGAUCGAUUGACCUUGAUCCUGCGCUUUAAAUGCGAAUGCUCCAAUCUGCGAGAAGCCCUCGACUGGAAGAACCUACCGAAAUCCCGCAGUAGUGACAACUUCGGAAACC
Exophiala viscosa is the source of this 2726-nucleotide messenger RNA. RefSeq lists its product as uncharacterized. The record is from RefSeq and is a predicted model, not a curated record. Gene Ontology annotation, molecular function: protein-lysine N-methyltransferase activity. Lineage: Eukaryota; Fungi; Ascomycota; Eurotiomycetes; Chaetothyriales; Herpotrichiellaceae. The transcript has 2 exons. Gene Ontology annotation, biological process: peptidyl-lysine monomethylation. Bases 452 to 2587 code for a protein of 711 amino acids.